This is a messenger RNA of Heterobasidion irregulare TC 32-1, 736 nucleotides long. RefSeq lists its product as uncharacterized. Bases 1 to 441 code for a protein of 146 amino acids. The record is from RefSeq and is a predicted model, not a curated record. Gene Ontology annotation, biological process: succinate metabolic process; mitochondrial respiratory chain complex II assembly. Gene Ontology annotation, cellular component: mitochondrial intermembrane space; mitochondrion. The transcript is spliced from 5 exons. NCBI's taxonomy places the organism in Eukaryota, Fungi, Basidiomycota, Agaricomycetes, Russulales, Bondarzewiaceae.
AUGCGCGCUACCUUGCUACGUCUCGCUGAGUCGGUCACCACAAGGCCAUUGAACCUGCGAGCAGCAAGCGCCACCCUUCUUCCACCUAUUCCACUUUACCGCCGCCUACUCCGAGCGCACAGAUACCUUCCUGUGGAGAUGCGGUCGUUGGGUGACGAUUAUGUUAAAUCAGAAUUUCGUCGUCACAAAGAUGUGGAUAACCCGGCAUAUCUGAUCGGGUUUCUCUCCCAAUGGAAAUCCUACUUAGAUCAAAUACCGGCCGGACCAGAGGCUCAGCAAUUCAAGGGAAGGAAGAUGGACCCUACUGUGUUCGAAAAGUUGUCGUCCGAGCAGCUGGGACAGAUGUAUGAACUCAUGCACGCUACUAAAGAUGUUUGGAAACCUGCCAACGAGCUGGCGGAGAGUCCUACUGGCUCAGGAAAAGAUGGCAGCUUGGAUUAAUGUGUAGGGAUUAAAUCAUUCAUUUAUCCUGUUCUUUUUGUGAGCAUUUCCGGCAUAUGCCGGCAGAUCCGAAUCGGGACAUGUACUCAACAGUCUGUUAGCGCUCUCAGUGCUUAUCACACUCAGCAGCGUUUGUGUGUAAAUAUAGCGAAUCUUACGAGCCUCGGUCACCUGGGAGCCAAUACUGGCAUUCCGCCUCCGCCUUUUCCCGUCGGCCUUGUGAUACAGGCCUUCGAUAUCUCACCCUAUCGCACGUGUUCUAUUUUAUAUGACGCAAUUCCACUUUGUCCCUUGU